This is a messenger RNA of Larimichthys crocea (large yellow croaker), 1596 nucleotides long. RefSeq names its product RAS-like, family 12 (gene rasl12). Gene Ontology annotation, molecular function: GTPase activity; GTP binding. The record is from RefSeq and is a predicted model, not a curated record. Lineage: Eukaryota; Metazoa; Chordata; Actinopteri; Sciaenidae. The transcript has 5 exons. The coding region runs from base 204 to 971 and encodes 255 amino acids.
CCUCUCACACAUGGUGACUGCAGCUCGCUGUGUGGAAUAAACUGAUUUUAGUCCACUUGGAUCCGUAGACAGAACUUUUUAUUUUCACUGAAUGAAAAACAAACAUUUCUCUUGUUUUUCAUUCACAGAUUACGGAAUGUAUUUUUAGCCACUAACAAACGUGACAGACUUGGUCAGAAACAAGUUUGAGGAUUACGUCAGUCAUGUCGCAGAUGUUUGGGAAAGUGAAGACGUGUAACUCUGCAGCAGCUCCUUACAGAAGUCCAUCCGAUUGCAACCUGGUGCUGCUCGGUGUGAUGGGAUCCGGAAAAUCAGCACUGACUGUCAAAUUCCUCACAAAGCGCUUCAUCAGUGAAUAUGACCCCCAUCUAGAGGACAUCUUUUCAUCUGAGGAAAUUGUGGACCAGCAGCCAGUCACAGUAAGGGUGAUGGACACCUGUGACAAGGAAGGUCCAGUGAACAGUGAGCGCUAUCUGUCGUGGGCCAAUGGCUUCCUUGUCGUCUACAGCAUCGAUAAAAGGGAGAGCUUUGAAGGCUGCCAACUAUACCUGCAGACACUGGCCCUGCACAACAAAACCUUCAAGCCUCACACUCCUAUCCUUCUGCUGGGGAACAAGCUAGAUCUGGACCGAUACAGACAGGUGAGUCGGUGUGAUGCUGAGGCCCUGGCAACUCGUUUUGGCUGUUUGUUCUUCGAGGUGUCAGCCUGUCUAGAUUUCCUCUCUGUGCAGCAUGUCUUCUAUGAGGCAGUGAGGAGGGUGAGGCGCAGGGGUGGGGGUGGCCGUCUGGUACCUGCUGUCUACUUUAGUGAGGACAAAGCACUGCUCAGUGUCCCAUCCUUCACCACCCCCUGCUACAGGGAGCUGCCAGCUCCAGCCACUGCCAAGCUUGUCACUGUCAAGACGUCCAGAGCUCAGAGCAAACGGAGUGCUGCCACAUUUACCCUGCUCAAAGGCUUCAAGAUAUUCUGAUCCCACACUGACACUGUUAAAGACUUGGUGGUACAGUAGCGCUAGACGGGGUAGACAUGAAGCAGAGGGAGAAAAACAUACAGAUGCUCUGAAUGAGAAUGCAGUUAUGAGGUGGAAUGUUACUGAACACAGACUCUCCUGGACAACAUCACCAUCCUACAUGUUUAUGGUCUGACCACCAGUUUAAAUUAUUUCAGUAGUCCAUGAGCCAUGAUGAUGCCAUGGAGCAUGUCAUGGAGAAGAAGCCAGUCAGAGACACGUUUUAGUUUAGGUCAUCACACCAGAACCUCACUUAAAUUUAUUUUUGUGUACAGUUCAAACAAAUAAAGUACAAUGUGUUAAUUGCUUUCCCCCUGUUUCCAGUCUUUCCAUUACUCAGAAAUAUAAUUUUCUAAUCUCUCUGAAAGAAAGCAUAUAAAAGUGUAUGUCCCAACUAUUUCUCGGAGUAUUAGAAGUUGUAGAAUCAGAUAUAUAUUAUUAUAUCAAGAGCUUUUAUAUGUUUUUAAAAGAAAUUUUACAUUUUAUAAAGUUUUCACUUUUUAGCCAAAGCAGUGUUCACAUAAUUUUUCAAACUAAUGGACUGAUCUUUAGAUCCACACAGUGAAUUUGGACAUACGGUAUGCAU